Messenger RNA from Alternaria arborescens, 453 nucleotides. RefSeq lists its product as hypothetical. The transcript has a single exon. Bases 1 to 453 code for a protein of 150 amino acids. Lineage: Eukaryota; Fungi; Ascomycota; Dothideomycetes; Pleosporales; Pleosporaceae. The record is from RefSeq and is a predicted model, not a curated record.
AUGCCCAUCUGGCUCGUUCUUCAUGGCUCAGCAACUUUCACUGACGAAGCCUCCCGCGAGGCGUUUGCCAAGGACGUUACCUCCAAAAUAUACAAGAUGAUUCCACCCUUUUACACUGACGUAUCAUUUGUCCCAACGUCAUCCCAGUAUGUCGGUGGCGUGAAGAAUGAUAAGAUGGUGCGAUUCGUCAUCUUCGAGCUAGCUGGAACGCACAAUGCUGCUGAGGAGCGCGAGGCGUGGAUUCAUCACAUCGACUCCGUGAUAAAGCCUCAUGUUGCAGAUAAAGGCUAUGAUUGGGAAUUCCAUAUCGAAGAACCACGAAGAGAUCUGUGGAAGAUCCAAGGAUUGAUACCACCGCCAUUGGUGAGCGAGGCGCACAAGAAGUGGAGAAGAGAAAACAAGCCGACUCCAUAUACUAAGCAGGAUGGACGGAUCGAGAAAGCGAUGUUGUAA